This is a messenger RNA of Salvia hispanica, 2743 nucleotides long. Its product is annotated as putative late blight resistance protein homolog R1A-10. Gene Ontology annotation, biological process: defense response to other organism. Gene Ontology annotation, molecular function: ADP binding. NCBI's taxonomy places the organism in Eukaryota, Viridiplantae, Streptophyta, Magnoliopsida, Lamiales, Lamiaceae. The record is from RefSeq and is a predicted model, not a curated record.
GAUUGGAAAUGGCAGCCUAUGCCGCUCUUGUCUCUGUAAUGCAAAUCAUCAAUCAAAUUGAGAGCCAUCCUCGCCCUCCAAUCUCUCUCCACAGAAAUCAGAUUGAAUCUCUCACUCAAUCGAUUACUCUCCUCCAAGAAUUUCUCGAGCAUUAUUCUUCCCACGGCGGCUACACUGAAGAAGAAGAUAUUUGGGAGAUUCGCAUAGCAAAAGCAGCUUACUCAGCUGAAGAUGUGAUUGAGUCUCAUAUAGUGGAUCAGAUUCUUGCCCGAUCCACAAAUGAUGCCGAAAAUACCAGCUCUACUGAAUUCUAUCAAGGUCUGCAGAAGGUGAUAGAAGAAAUGAAUUCGAUAAACAUUGAGAUUAAGGAGAAGAUGGUAGUCCAAGACAGAAUGCGCAUCAUAAAGUCUGUUACUGCUGAUGCUGCAGGCUCAUCUAGAUCUACUUCCGGUGCUCAGAAGGUUACCAUGGUUGGUUUUGAUGAUGUCUUGUAUCAAAUGCUGGACAAGAUCACUGGAGGACGGCCUGAUCGCCAAAUCAUCCCGAUUGUUGGAAUGGGUGGGAUAGGUAAGACGACCCUUGCUCGAAAUAUCUAUGCAAAUCCACUUGUCCGGCAUCAUUUUGAUUUAUGUGCAUGGUCUACGAUUUCUCAAGAGUAUAAUGCAAGGGAAAUUCUCAGACAAGUCCUCGAUCAUCUAGGCAAGGGGAACACGGGUGAUUUGAGUGAAGAGGAAUUAGGAGAGCAACUGUACAAAUAUUUAUUCGGUAGGAGGUAUUUUAUUGUGAUGGAUGAUAUGUGGGAUAUUAAAGCAUGGGAUGGAGUUAGGAAUUUCUUCCCUAAUAACGACAAUGGGAGUAGAAUAGUAGUGACUACAAGGCUGGCAAACUUGGCUUCUAACUUUAACUACUCGAAUGGUCUUGAUAUGAAGUUUUUGGAUGAGGCCACUAGUUGGAAUCUGUUUUCCAAAACUGUGUUCGGGGAACAAAUUUGCCCUCUUGAAUUGGAGGACGUUGGAAAGAAGAUCGUGAAAGGUUGCAAAGGACUUCCAUUGUCAAUUGUUGUGAUCGGGGGCCUCUUAUCAAAGUCUGAGCGAACACGAGAGAAUUGGGAGUCUAUUCAGCGAAACUUAAGUUCAGUUGUGAACAUGGAGGAUAACGAAAGUUGCUUGCAAAUAUUAUACAUGAGUUAUGAUAAUUUGCCGGUUUGUAUUAAACCAUGCUUUCUAUAUUUGGGAGUAUUGCCGGAAGAUGACGAGACACCAAUCUCUCAACUCAUCCCAAUAUGGGUUGCUGAGGGAUUUGUAACACCAUUUGACGGGAAGAGUUUAGAAGAGGUAGCAGAAGAGUACUUAGAAGAACUUGUUGAUAGAAAUCUGCUUUUAGUCGAAAAACGCAACCAUUAUGGAAAACUAAAAUCAUUCAAACUCCAUGAUCUCUUGAGAGAUGUAUGUUUGAGAGAAGCCGGAAAAAUGAAGUUUUUAUCUGUGCUAAGAGAGAAGAGCAUUCAUGACAUUCCACAAGACAUAUAUUCGCAACGACGUAUUCUAAGCACGUUAUGGGAAUAUCCGACAACACUCCUCCAAUCUCUGGAAGCUGCACCACUUGUCCGUACUUGGAUUGGGGAUCUUCCAAAGAGUUUGUCGUAUAAUUUUAGAUUGCUGAGGGUUUCCUUUUCUGAUAAGUACUUUGAGGAAGAAAGUAGUGAAAAUUAUGGAGAAUUUUUACUCCGGCUAGUUAACUUGCGAUUCUUUGUUGUCGAUACCGAUGAACAUCUGUCUAGAAUUCCUUCUGCCAUCUCUUCUCUCUGGAAUUUGCAGACACUAGUUCUGUAUAACAUGGGUUUUGACUACAUUUUCGAGUUUUGGAAGAUGCCUCAACUUAGGCAUGUCAUGACCUAUGAGGGGACACUUGAUGCUGCGUACGGUCUCAAUGGUGAUAUGAAUGGGCAAGAUGGAGUCUUUGUAUUGGAAAACCUACAGUCGCUUUUUGUAAUGAGCAAUCUCAACUUCGGUGAGGGGGUGGUUAGAAGAAUCCCCAAUAUCAAAAGGUUAAAGUUGUAUUAUAAUAAAACCUCAACCAAGGGAUGUGAUUACUGUCUCAGCAAUCUUCAGUAUCUUCACAAACUCGAAGUUCUUGGCUUUCGUUACUCAAAUAAUUUCCACAAAUAUUUGGAUUCGGAACUCAUCUUCCCUUCUUCCCUCAAGAAGUUGACGUUGGAAAAGACCAUGCUCCAUUGGGAAGACAUGGAGAUAACGAUAGGUUCGUUGCCUCAUCUUCAAGUUCUCAAACUGAAAAUGGACUCCUUUGUUGGGAUUGAGUGGGAAACAUUUGAAGGUCAAUUUCGUAGUCUCAAAUUCUUGCUGAUUGAAAGUUGCGAUAUAGAGAGAUGGAUGACGGACAAGACCCACUUUCCACGCCUCGAGCACCUUGUUCUCCGGAAAUUAUUUUGGUUUCGGGAGAUUCCUUUGAGCAUCGGAGACAUACUAACACUUCAAUCAAUUGAGUUGGAAGAUUGUAGGGCUACUGUGGUGGACUCCGCUCAAAGAAUAGUAGACGAGCAAGAGGAAUUAGGAAAUGAAGGCCUUCAACUUCGAGUUCAAAAGAAUUUGUAAGUUAUUUUGUACCUGUUCUCGCAUUGCACCAUAGAGAUUCAGUCAUGGAGAAGAAGGUUAUCGAUUGUUGUGACCACGAACAUCCUUUGAUUCUCGCUGAAUAUGUGAGUGAAGAUGAGUCUCCAAAUUGU